GUGUUUUUUUAUCAUAGUAUCUAGUUGUUUAAUUUCCAUUCUGAAGCCAGGCUGGGCCAAAAGAUACGAUUAGCUAUAAAAAUCAGCAUGGAGCAGCAUGUGUAAUCUCUGAUAUGAGGCUGAAAAUGAUACUGAAAUACAACAGAAGUCAGAGACUAUCAGCCAUAUUAUUAUGGAAGAUGAACUAUAAAUAUGAGCAUAUCUAAUUAUUUCAGGAGAAAGAUGCUGGAUGGAAUCUUUAAUCAACUUUCUUAAUAGGGAAGCGAGAGGUCUGCUGGUUUGUAUGGCAAGUUAUUUUAAUACUGCUGUGUUUAAAAUUGUGUGAUUACAGUUACCAAUAACAAUAAGAUGUAGCUCCAGAGGGAAGUCCUAGUGGUUGCAAAAGUUUUUCCUCUUUUAUUUCUCCAACAUUUGUGCUCUCUGAAGUCUCAAGUCCACAUUCUCUAUCCUACAGCUUGGUUUUGCUUUUCAGCUGGAUUUUCAAUCUAUGCCAACGCUGGAAUUCCUAUGGAACUGAAAACAAAACCUUUCAGCUUUCGGAGUAAUUCUGGUAUGUUUUCCUACAUCACGCCAGUGGCAAAAAUACAGUCGGCAAAAGAUUGUGCUCCCUCAACUUCUGACAUGGACAGCUGAGGAAUAUAAAGCCUGAUGGUGACAAAGGGUGAUAAUCUCCUAUUUUUCACUAUUUAUCUCACCGGUUUUGGACUUAGCAAUGGAUAUUCUUUGUGACGAGGAGAGCUCUGCGAACCCAACUGCAAACUCCUUAAUACAAAUAAAUCAUGAGAGAAGACUCUACAGAAAUGUUUAUGGAGCUGGAGAGAUUAAUAUAUCACAUCUCUUUAACUUGACUGUGGACUCUGAAAACCUAACCAAUCUUUCGUGUGAAAGUAACAUGAGUCCACCGUGCUACUCUUCCCUGUUUCAGCUUUCACAGAAAAACUGGCCAGCUUUGCUGACAGUGAUAGUGAUAGUUUUAACCAUUGCUGGAAAUAUUCUUGUCAUCAUGGCUGUGUCACUGGAGAAAAAACUACAGAAUGCCACUAACUAUUUUCUAAUGUCACUCGCAAUAGCUGAUAUGCUGCUGGGUUUCCUCGUCAUGCCUGUGUCGAUGUUAACCAUACUGUACGGAUACACAUGGCCUCUACCUACAAAGCUCUGUGCAGUUUGGAUCUACUUGGAUGUGCUUUUCUCCACUGCCUCCAUCAUGCACCUCUGUGCCAUCUCACUGGAUCGCUAUAUUGCCAUUCGAAACCCCAUCCAUCACAGCCGGUUUAACUCAAGAACUAAGGCUUUUGCAAAAAUAAUUGCUGUUUGGACCAUAUCAGUUGGUAUCUCCAUGCCUGUACCUGUCUUUGGACUACAAGAUGACUCCAAAGUGUUUAAGAAAGGCAGCUGCUUACUUGUGGAUGACAAUUUUGUCCUAGUAGGCUCUUUUGUGGCAUUCUUCAUCCCUCUAACCAUCAUGGUGGUCACCUACUUUUUAACUAUCAAGACGCUGCAGAAGGAAGCUAUGCUAUGCGUGAAUGACAUUGGCCCAAAGACCAAGUUUGCUUCAUUUAGCUUCCUCCCUCAGAGUUCCCUGUCCUCAGAGAAACUCUUCCAGCGCUCUUUGAACAGAGACAUGGGGACUUCUGGGAGGAGAACUAUGCAAUCCAUCAGCAACGAGCAGAAGGCUUCCAAGGUUCUUGGCAUUGUCUUCUUUCUGUUUGUUGUGAUGUGGUGCCCGUUUUUCAUCACCAAUGUGAUGGCCGUAAUUUGCAAGGAGUCAUGCAAUCAAGAGGUCAUUGGAGGACUACUUAACAUAUUUGUUUGGAUUGGCUACCUUUCUUCGGCUGUCAACCCACUCGUGUAUACGUUGUUCAACAAAACCUACCGCUCAGCUUUCUCUCGUUACAUUCAGUGUCGCUACAAGGAGGAGAAGAAACCUUUCCAGCUGAUUUUAGUGAACACUAUCCCAGCACUUGCGUAUAAUUCCAGCCAGCUUCAGCUAGCACAAAUGAAGAGUUUGAAAAAAGAGGCAAAAAUUAUGGCUAAGGAUUAUUCGAUGGUCACGAUAGGAAUACAUCAUUUGGAUGGUACCUCCAAGGCAAGUAUCAGCCCAGCAAACGAAAAGGUUAGCGGUGUGUGACGGUCAGCAGCUGCCAUGACCCCCACCGUGCGUACACUGAAAAUUUCACCUGGCUGUGAGAAGCUCUCAUAGCUUAGGAAAAUCAGCCCUGCUCAAGAGACCCUCCAAUAACAUCACAAACUCCUCAUAUUAUCCUGUGGAUGAAAAGCAGGGUUGAAAUGGUAUCAAAUGUGCAAUUUUUUUUCAUACAGUACUUUGGCUGUUUUAAGCACAGGCUUUAUUAAACUUAUUUUUUUAAUAUUCUAAAGGAUAUAUUUCUUAAAGAAAAAAAAAUGCAAUUUCUGGUAUUAUAACAUGGGCUGUGAAGAAGCCUACGCUUUUCUUUUCUCUUUGUAAAUGAAAGCUAAGCUGUCCUUUGAUGUCCUCGCAGAGUAGGCUCCAGCUAGUUUGUCUUGCUACAAUGGAAUUUUGCUAUCAUCUACUGAAUGAGCACUUUAUGGAAUACUAAAUAAAAUGAUGGUUAAUUUGCUAAUAUAUAUUUAAAAUAAAUUUUAAAGUAUUAAAGAAAAAUCUAUUAAAACCUGUAUAGAUUAAUUAUAUGGACAUUUUGGUGACAGUGUUUUUAUGGCUAUUUUUUUCUUCUGAGUGACCAUUCCGAAAUGUUACUGGGCUUUUCUGCCAUUUGUAGUUCAAAUCAGCACUCUUCAAAGGUAAAUUAUACUUGAAUGAUCCUUUGUUUCUACCACCAUUCGUAAUCUUUAUUUCAUGUCUUGUGCUUUAUUUCCGUUCAGAAAGUUUCAUCUGUUCAGCUUAAAACUUGAAAGCAAUUUUUUCAAAAGUAAUUAUUGGGCUUGAUUCCCUGCUCCUUCCCACUGGUGUUGAUAGGGAAGUGAAGUCAAGUGAGAGAAGAGUGGAAAAUCAGGCACAACAUUGCUAAAUAAUUUCCAGAACGAUUCCACGUCCGUGCCUCUGUUCGAUUCCAACAGAGUCUUAUUUAAGUAAUGUCAGUGGAAGUUUUGCCUGAGUAAAGCCUUCAGUAAAAGGCUGCCGCAGAUCCUCUCUCAUCAUUUCUCUUUGGUUAAAAAGGCCAUUAUGAAGAAUGUCCUUCUGGUUUUUGUUUUAGGGCUUAUAGAGCCAGAAUUAUUAGAAAACUGUUAGUUGCUCAAAAUUGUUUUCCCUGGUUUCGCUGUUUUGCUGUUACGGUAGAUUGCUCAGGAACGGUAGGUAGCUUGCACUAUUAGGACUCAGCCUUAAUGAAAUAUGUAUGGGCAAAUGGGGCCCACUUGAAAAAUAACGGGACUUAUAAGCGGCACUGUAUUUCACCUGCAUAGCUCCAAGGGCAGAAUACAUUACACAAAGAACAUCAAAUACAUUGCUUGACAGAAAUGCCUAGUCAUGAAACUGUUUGCUUUCGGGCAUUAUAGACAAUUUCACUGAAGCCAGUGGGACUCUGCUGGAGAGCAGAAACAGAAAUGUUGCAUCCACCUGCAAAACCUAAAGCCAAGCAUUUGAUUCGUUCCACGAAUUUUACGGCCAUAAUCAUCAGAAGCAGGAUGUAUUCCAGUUUCAGAUCCUAUCCGCUCUGAAAAAAACACUGCCUACCCAGAAGCCAAACUCCAAUGCCUUCAUCAGUCCUUCUCUUGAAGUUGUUCAGUUUUCACAGACCAAUUAAACUUCCACUAAGGCAAAGAAAGAGAGACAGAGAGAAAGUGUAUCUGAUUCUAGCCUACCAGCCGGGGGUCUUUGGAAAAGGAAGACUUUUAGCUUAAAAUACUGAUCUGUGGUAGAAGAGGACUUGAAACUUGGCUGGGUAUUUGGCUGAUUUCCAAGAAACUGCUUUUAUUGUUCUCUUGCCAGUAUGAUAACUAAAUCUGCCGCUUUUAUGAGCCCUUUCCUCCAACGUGGGAUAGGUCAGAGCCACCGUGCGCAGGUGACACAGGAGCUCUGUGUGCGUGAGGUGACACUGGCUCGCUCCGCAGCCCGCAGUCUCCACGCCUGGGUCGAAGUGUCGUGCUGCAGACCCGUUGCAGUGAUGCCACGCGUGUCAUCCAUCGGCUCGUGGCCAUUAGUGGUGUCCCCCCCAAAAAUGGGAAUUCAGGAUCAUCUGAUAAAUCAAGUGGUAUAAAUGCUGUGCUCACCGAGGUGGUUUAUAUGGUCUCUCUGGCUCUGGGUACAUUUAAACACCACAACCAAACUGAACAGCUUCAGCAGAAGGAAAAACGAACUCGCUGCUCCUGCCUCCCUGUGCAUGCCCUGCUCCCACACAGCACCGUGUGAGGGGUGCCACACAGGCACAGAAGGGAUUUCAGGGGGAAUCUGCUAAACACAGCUGAGCAUGAAGACCACCGUAGCAGUAGGUGAGAGCAGUGACUUUCCAUUGUUUCCUGACGAGUUUGAUAUAGACCCUAAAUCAGGGGGUUUGAGCUAAGGACAACGGCCAGCUCGUAUCACACAGGCCAGUCAGGCAAGGGCUGGAGCACUGAUGGAGCACGAGUGGUCCAGGGCAUCCCACGAAACAGGGUAUUCAGGUACCUCCUGGUGUCCAGAUGUCUCCACUCCACAACAGGAGUGAUGGUUUUGAGGAUUCACCCUUGGGAACAGGCACCCCAGGGAAGAAGUAGGCGGUAAUAAAACCAAAGGUCUUUUGCGAGUAGAGGUCUGAGGCUCAGGAUCUGCCACCAAACCAGAUUGCCUUCAUACGAUGAAUACGGACACGGGAUCGCAGGUCUCUAACCCUGCGUGUGAGGGGAAAGGAAACACAGAUGCUUCCACCAGUGGAGGGAAUUGCCAUGUUUUGUGCAAUUUGUGCCCAUCUUGAUGCGAGUGUCUCUGGCCUUGCAAGAGAAAGAAGCCGACGGGACGGAUGGCUCGUGUCCUAUUGCCGAUUUGUGCCAGGGAGCAGAGCCUGCCUGCAUACUGUACUAUGUAUGGCACCCUGCACUUCUCCGAAGUUCAAUUCCCCCCCAAACUCCCGAGGGUCUGGUUGCUGGUCUGCUCAGUCUCCUUCACCAGCUUGCACUUGAUAAACUGUUACUCUGCAUUUAAGGUUCGCUGUUUAUGCUCUCUGCUUACCGUCUGCAUUUCACCCACGUGGCAGAGCAAAUCAGCCCCCCCCGUUUCUCUUUCAUUUCACCUUCUGUUCCCCUUUCACAAUGUCAAAUUGCUCAGGUUGCAAAUACUGACGGGGAAUGUUUCACUACAAACAGAGAGGGUUUCAAUUACUUGCUUGAUGUUUCAUUAGAAGAUGACUCUGAACGAUAAUGUUUUUCCAGCUUAUUAGAAUAAAACCUAUGUUUUGGACCCAAGAGACUUGACAGCAUUUCUUUAACUGACAGCUGGAGGUAACAUAACACUUAUUUUUUUGCUUAGAAGCAGGGAUAUCUGACAUUUUAAUUCUGUGAGCACUCAGAGAGGUGGUUUUAUUGAGUGAUCAGCAGCUUUUGCCUAAGAAGCCUCUUGAAGCCAAGAAUUCACAGCAGAUAAAGACCAAUAUCUCCAGCUCUUUAUGGACAUCUUUGACAGUUUAGCAAGGCCUGAUUCUGCCACCUCGCACCAAAAUGUUAAUAGAAUUUUGUGUGGUUUGCCUUAGUGAGGAUGACAGAGUCAGCGUCUGAAUUUGUUCUACGCACCAUGCCAGAUCUACGGGAGGUUGUUCAUCAGUAGAUAGCAAUUAAUAGAGUCAUUAUACUGCAGACAGAUGACAAAGUUCAGCCAUUUUAAACCAGAAUUUAUAGCACUGGGCCCACACUUGGGAUGAACUCUACAGUUUAGUAUGACCAGCUUCAGAGCAACACUUCCAUCUUGCAAAAAAAUGUGAGUGUUUUCAUUAUGCAUCAGACUGGAAUGGAAACGUCUGUAAUUUUCCAGGCAAAAAAAAAGAAGACAUUCACACAGACUAGCUCAGAGGUUAGGGCCUUCCCCUACCUUACAGGAAAAGCAUGCUGAGGCAGCCUGUCACAUCUGAAUCCAAAAAACCCACUUUGUCUGAAAAAAUGUUUUAAUCCUCAAUUUUUCAAGUAGAUUUACAAUUUAUUAUUGUUAAGGCUGCAUCUGAAAAAUGUCCAAAGACAUGAAGCUCACCACAUACCUCCUAAGCUGGUGUGCAUCCUUUAUACACUUCAGGGUAAAAAAUCCUAUGUAUCUAUCCCAUCCAGCCAACCAUGCACUGUACUUAUGUAAUUAUUGCCAGACGGUGAGAUGCAUUCUAUUUUGAAUACCUAUAUGUUUGCUUAUGUAAAUACAUAGAGAAAAACGUUUGCUGUAUUUUGUAAUGUCAACGUAAAAUGGUGUUCCAACGCUUUAUUGUUUUGUCAGAUCCCACUGCCAGUAAAGCAGAUUAAAAGAUUUAAAUGCCAUCAGUUGUUUUACAAACUGGA
Messenger RNA from Harpia harpyja (harpy eagle), 6444 nucleotides. It is a transcript of the gene HTR2A, whose product is annotated as 5-hydroxytryptamine receptor 2A. The coding region runs from base 713 to 2128 and encodes 471 amino acids. NCBI's taxonomy places the organism in Eukaryota, Metazoa, Chordata, Aves, Accipitriformes, Accipitridae. Gene Ontology annotation, biological process: G protein-coupled receptor signaling pathway, coupled to cyclic nucleotide second messenger; chemical synaptic transmission. Gene Ontology annotation, molecular function: neurotransmitter receptor activity; G protein-coupled serotonin receptor activity. The transcript has 3 exons. Gene Ontology annotation, cellular component: plasma membrane; dendrite. The record is from RefSeq and is a predicted model, not a curated record.